Molecule: messenger RNA, 1182 nt
Organism: Phyllostomus discolor (pale spear-nosed bat)
Lineage: Eukaryota; Metazoa; Chordata; Mammalia; Chiroptera; Phyllostomidae
Product: WAS/WASL-interacting protein family member 1-like
Exons: 6
Coding region: 1-1182 (393 amino acids)
Source: RefSeq, a predicted model, not a curated record
AUGAAAUUAUUAUUCAACCUCGCAAGUCACGGCAUUCCAACACAGGCUGCAACACGGCUGGACCUGAAGGACACUGUGCGGAGCGGUGUGCGCCCGUCGCCAAAGGACAAACGCACUCUCGCUAACGUGAGGUCCGCGGCGCGGGCAGAGUCCCGGAGACGGAACUCGGGGGAGGAGCUGCCGGGAGCUGGGGGGCGAGGGGGCCGUGGGGGGCACGGGGAACUCGGGGCAGCGGCGGCGGUCACGCAGCGCUGUGCAUGCACGCUCACCCACGGUGGACACACCGUGACCUCCCCGCCCAACAGCCAGGAGCCCGAGGGAGGGCGGGACCUGCCCGUGGCCACCCAUGCGGGCCAGCGGUCUGCUCUGCCCGAUGCGGAGCCCAGGCCGGGCACGGGGCAGACCCCCAGGAAUGGGCUUCGGUCCGUGGGCCCUGGGUACGGCCUACGGCAGUCGGGCAUCUUUGACUCCCAGCUGCCCUCGCCAUGCAGACUCCGGAUUCAGGACCAAGGUCUCCGGCCAAACACUAAAGCACUGGAGAUGGCGGCGUCAUCUCGUUUUUCCUUGGAAGCUUCAGGAAGCCUGCGGCUCCUCCCCAACCCCCUGAUCCGGCCCAAGUCUGCUCAUCUGCCACCAUCACCAGGCGCGGAAAGCCCCGGGCUCUUUGGCCCUGCCCACAUGGCGGCCGCCCCUGGAUUCCUGCAGCACCUGCCCAGCUCCCCCUGCCCAUCGCCGCUCAGCUGUCCCCGGGGCCUCUCAACCCAAGCACGCACAGCCGAGGCCGGGGUCGGGCCCCCACCCCGGUCCCGCCGCAUGUCACAGCCAGCCCCGGGCGGCCACGAGGGUGCAGGACGCGUGCCUCUGGCACAGGGUGGGGCCGUGACGCCCACCCGGCGGACAGAGGCCCACGUGCCGGUGCCCCCACCCCCAAGGGACCCUGCCCACAAGUCCGGCCCCUGCGCACCCCCGGACCGGAGCACAGCGGGCCAGCGGACCUGCGGGCAGGCCUCGGACCGGACACCCGGACCUCCGCGGCAGCAGGAGGACCCAGGAAGGCAGGACAGGGCAUUCCUGCCCGCCUGGAAAGACGUCGUGGAGAAAGCGGUUCACAGCGGCUGUACUGACACAGGGAAAACCUGGAGACCACCCAGCCAGCCGUCGGCGGGGGCCCGACGGGGAUGA